Petromyzon marinus (sea lamprey) is the source of this 840-nucleotide messenger RNA. The record is from RefSeq and is a predicted model, not a curated record. Lineage: Eukaryota; Metazoa; Chordata; Hyperoartia; Petromyzontiformes; Petromyzontidae.
AUGCUUCUGCGCACGCCGGACCUGUCGCUGACAAAAUCGGAGGUGCGGAGGACGGUCCUGAGUCUGGACGACUUGAGCAGAGGCGGGGGAGUCGACAGCACGGACGGCUGGGAGAAGGGGAGUUCUAGAACGCGGGAGUCGUGCAGGGGCCAUGCCUCUCGUAGAGCCGCGCAGAGCGAGCUGCUGCAUGUUGGGAUGACCGCAGGAUCAGCAAGACGGUUGCUGGGGUCAGCACGCCGUGCCCGGCCUCGAGUCGCCUCUUGCCAGCAGCAGCAGCCUCUCGCUGCUGCUGCUGGCAAGGGGAGCGGGGAAGGGGGGCAGGGAGCUGGGAAGGGGGAGCGGGGAAGGGGGAGCGGGGAUCUGGGAAGGGGAGCUGGAAAAGGGGAGCAGGGAGCUGGAAGGGGGAGCUGGGAAGGGGGAGCGGGGAUCUGGGAAGGGGAGCUGGGAAAGGGGAGCAGGGAGCUGGGAAGGGGGCGCGGGGAGCUGGGAAGGGGAGCUGGGAAGGGGGAGCAGGGAGCUGGGAGGGGGAGCAGGGAGCUGGGAAGGGGAGCAGGGAGCUGGGAAGGGGGAGCGGGGAUCUGGGAAGGGGAGCUGGGAAAGGGGAGCAGGGAGCUGGGAAGGGGGAGCGGGGAGCUGGGAAGGGGGAGCGGGGAGCUGGGAAGGGGAGCUGGGAAGGGGGAGCGGGGAGCUGGGAAAGGGGAGCAGGGAGCUGGAAGGGGGAGCUGGGAAGGGGAGCAGGGGGCUGGGAAGGGGAGCAGGGGGCUGGGAGGGGAGCAGGGAGCUGGGAAGGGGAGCAGGGGGCUGGGUACCGCGUGCGGGUCCAGCCCAGAGCUAAGGUGA